Macroventuria anomochaeta is the source of this 1554-nucleotide messenger RNA. RefSeq names its product alpha/beta-hydrolase. Gene Ontology annotation, molecular function: serine-type carboxypeptidase activity. NCBI's taxonomy places the organism in Eukaryota, Fungi, Ascomycota, Dothideomycetes, Pleosporales, Didymellaceae. Gene Ontology annotation, biological process: proteolysis. The coding region runs from base 1 to 1554 and encodes 517 amino acids. The transcript has 6 exons. The record is from RefSeq and is a predicted model, not a curated record. Gene Ontology annotation, cellular component: fungal-type vacuole.
AUGGCACACCUUACACAGCUUGCUACAAUUUGGGCGACUGCUUCACUCAUCAGUGCUCGUGCGACUUAUUUCGGCGCACAGAUUCGUUACAAGCAGCCCGGUAAGCAGGGUGUCUGCGAGACGACUGAAGGCGUCGACGACUAUGCCGGAUACAUUAGCUUGAAUGAGAAGACGAACGUGUUCUUCUGGUUCUUUGAAGCCCGCGAGAAUCCCCAAGAGAAGCCGGUCACGCUCUGGUUGAAUGAAGGGCCCGGAAGUGACAGCCUAAUCGGCCUUUUUCAGAAACAUGGACCCUGCAAUGUCACCGAGGAUCUCAAGACCAAAUUGAACCCUUACUCCUGGAACGAGCACAGCAAUAUGCUCUACCUGAGUCAGCCUGUUGGUGUAGGCUUCUCCUACGAGACCACAGAAGCAGACGACAAGGACAGAUACUCGCUCGUUGAUUUUGACACAGCAAACACCACCGAAGCUGCCGCUGUUGGUGCAUGGCACACUCUGCAAGAAUUUAUGGAGCUCUCCCCUCAGCUUGACGCAGACAUCAGGAAUUUGACCUUCAACUUGUGGACCGAGAGCUACGGGGGCCACUACGGACCGGGCUUCUACAACUAUUUCUACAAGCAAAACGAGGCCAUUCGCAAUGGCUCAAUUAAGGGUGUGGAACUGCACAUGGACAUUCUUGGCUUCAUUAACGGAAUCAUCAAUGGGCAGAUUCAAGGACCAUACUACCCUGAAUUCGCUGUCAAUAACACCUAUGGUAUCAACGCGUAUAACGACACAGUUUAUAUUUUCGCGAAACAAGCAUUCUACUUCCCUGGAGGCUGCAACGACCAGAUCGAGUACUGCAAACAAUCGAACCGCAGCACCGAAGAUGGCCAGCUCACAUGCUCUACUGCAAUGACCCUUUGUCGAUCACUCGUCGAAGAACCCUACUACAACUUUGGUGGUCGUGGUGUUUACGAUAUUCGUCAUCCCUACGACGACCCUACGCCACCUGAGUACUUUCAAGACUUCCUCAAUCUCGCCUCCACCCAGGAAGCCCUUGGCGUCAACAUCAACUAUACCUCCAGUCCAUCGCAGGUUUUCUCCGGCUUCUCCUCCACCGGUGACUUUGUCUACUCCUUCAUCGAAGACCUCUCUGAAUUUCUCGGCUACGGCGUCCGCGUCGCUCUGCUCUACAGAGAUACAGAUUACAUCUGCAACUGGUUCGGCGGCGAAGCCGUGUCCCUUGCUGUCAACCACACUGAUAAAGCCGCUUUCAACGCUACCGGCUACACGACAUUUCUUGUCGAUGGUGUAGAGUACGGUGAGGUACGCGAGUAUGGUAACUUCAGCUUCACGAGGAUCUAUGAGGCGGGGCACAAGGUGCCAUACUAUCAGCCUGUGGCUAGUCUGGAGCACUUCAAGCGUGUCUUGAAUCAUGUUAUCAUUGCUGAUGGAAGCAAGGUUGUUACGAAUGAUUACAGCACGAAUGAGACGGCGAAGGUUACGCAUACUGAGCCUUACGUUGCUUUGCCGCCUACGAGCACACCGAACGACUACGAGCAACGUACAUAA